GUAAAUGUGAUGUGACCAUCGGUGAGACCACCAUGGAGACAACCAUGACCGAAACGUCCCCCACAGAGACGACCACCACUGACACGACCACCACAGAGACAACCGCCGAGACGACCGCUGCCCCCAUGACCGCCGCACCGAACAUCACUAUCUCCAAAAACACAAAGAACCAGACUUUCAUCUCCUCCCACGCCCCAGUCUUCCCCACCGCUGGCAACACCACAAACCUCCAGCCCAGCAACAGCUCCGCAGGCAACGCCACGGCCAAGAGCACCUCGGCGCCCAUCUCUAGCACCACCGUCAUCUCCCACGCCAACGCCACCACCAACGGCAGCAACUGGAUCACCCCUUCCAGGACCAACGCAACCAACAGCAGCUCUGAGGCUCCCACCUCCCUCCCGGGUGGUGGCACGGUGAUCCCCAUCUCCAGCACCAAAGACAACGGGAGCACCAGCGUUCAGGUCGUCCCCACGCGGCAAACUUCUGACACCACUCGGGCCAGCACGGCUCCCAGGCAGACCUCCACGGCCGUGCAGGGCAGCAGCGGUGGUCCCAGUCCCAGCAAAACCACAGUCCUCCGUCCCACCGGGGUCCAGCUCCUCCUCCGCGUCCCACUGUCCUUCCGCAUCCUCAACAGGAGCUUCAACGAGAGCCUGCGCGACCCCACGUCGAAGGAGUACAGGAGCCUGAGCCACAAUGUCUUGACCAUGCAGCUGAGGAGAAGCCUGGACCAGGACGGCUUCGUCAUGGACCUGCAGCUGGCCAGCAUCCAGAGCACUGUGGGGACAUCCCCGGCACCGGCGCCUGUGGUCCCGGAUUGGGCCAUUGCUCUGCUGGUCCUGGUCUGCAUCCUGCUGCUGCUGAGCAUCCUCACCUGCCUCCUGAUG
Molecule: messenger RNA, 887 nt
Organism: Charadrius vociferus (killdeer)
Lineage: Eukaryota; Metazoa; Chordata; Aves; Charadriiformes; Charadriidae
Product: flocculation protein FLO11-like
Exons: 3
Source: RefSeq, a predicted model, not a curated record